Falco peregrinus (peregrine falcon) is the source of this 1820-nucleotide messenger RNA. It is a transcript of the gene ANKRA2, whose product is annotated as ankyrin repeat family A member 2. Gene Ontology annotation, cellular component: nucleus. The transcript is spliced from 9 exons. Lineage: Eukaryota; Metazoa; Chordata; Aves; Falconiformes; Falconidae. The coding region runs from base 339 to 1280 and encodes 313 amino acids. Gene Ontology annotation, biological process: regulation of gene expression. Gene Ontology annotation, molecular function: protein binding. The record is from RefSeq and is a predicted model, not a curated record.
CCGCUCGCUCCAGCCGGGGGGUCCCGGGCGCCCGAUAGUCUGUGGCGGGCGUUGCCGCAGCCGCAGCCCGCUUUCGGGCCUUUCGCCCCGGAGCUGGCGGCCCGUAGGGCGGGUGGAGCUCCGGGAGUGCCCGGGGCUUCCAGGCCGCUCUGCCUGCCCGGCGCUGCCGCGGAGCUCCGAGAGAAGCCCCGGGUGUUCUGGGGUGUUUUACUGUCAUCAGGCUGAAUGGGGUUGCUCAAGCGUCUGGAUCUGACUAGAUACAGUUUGGUUGGUCAGAACUGCUCUUGGCUAGAAACUAUGAAGAAGAAUUUUGCAUAAAACUUUUACAGACUAAGACCAUGGCAUCUUCAAAAAAUUUAGAUAUUGGGGCCCAGUUAAUUGUGGAGGAAUGUACAACUAGCUACAACCUUCCACCCAUGCCAGACAUUAAAGUGGAGCAUCAGCUUGAGUCUAGCACGGAGGAAAGCCCAGCUCAGAGUGUCGCAAUGGGAAUGAAAUUCAUUUUGCCCAAUAGAUUUGAUAUGAAUGUCUGCUCACGAUUUGUGAAAUCUUUGAAUGAGGAGGACAGUAAAAAUAUUCAAGACCAAGUUAACUCUGACCUUGAAGUGGCAUCUGUCUUAUUUAAAGCUGAAUGCAACAGCCAUACUUCUCCUUCCCCUGGUAUCCAAGUAAGACAUGUUUAUACUCCAUCAACUACUAAGCACUUCUCACCAAUAAAACAAUCAACUACCCUAACUAACAAACAUAGGGGAAACGAAGUCUCUACAACACCUCUGCUUGUAAACUCUUUGUCAGUUCAUCAACUGGCUGCUCAGGGAGAAAUGUUGUAUCUGGCCACGCGUAUUGAACAAGAAAAUGUAAUCAAUCAUAAGGAUGAAGAAGGAUUUACCCCUCUGAUGUGGGCUGCAGCUCAUGGGCAGAUAGCAGUAGUGGAAUUUCUCCUCCAGAAUGGUGCAGAUCCUCAGAUUUUGGGGAAAGGGCGAGAAAGUGCACUCUCACUGGCUUGCAGCAAAGGAUACACAGAUAUUGUCAAAAUGCUGCUGGACUGUGGAGUUGAUGUCAAUGAGUAUGACUGGAAUGGAGGUACGCCUCUUCUGUAUGCAGUACAUGGGAACCACGUGAAAUGUGUAAAAAUCCUCCUUGAAAGUGGUGCUGAUCCAACUAUAGAAACAGAUGCUGGCUAUAAUUCCAUGGAUUUGGCUGUAGCUUUGGGCUUUCGGAGUGUUCAACAGGUUAUUGAGUCACAUUUAUUAAGGCUACUUCAAAAUAUCAAAGAGUAGUGGCGGGCUCUUCUGCGGUUCUCAGUUCUUGGCUUGGAGAUUUGACCUGCUUUUUAGCCCUGCAAUCAGUGACAAGGGUUGGUUGUUUUGUAACUUUACCUCAGCUCAACUAUUGGCUGGUUUUAGUUAAGCCUUUUAAUAUUCUUCCUCUUUUUUUCACUAUUGUUCAUAGAAAUAUGAAAUGUCAUCCUUUCCUUAAAUAUAUUUUGUGUAAUUUUAGAAGAAAAAGGCAGUUGUGCAUGAAAAACUUUGUAAAUAAAACCACUUUUGUCCAUCUAAAUGUUUACACUGAGUGCAGUGGGUCACACUGUGCUGUCAUACUUUAUCACAUCACUGAUACAUACUCAUGGGAAUAAAUCUGUUUAGAUACUGAGAUAUAUUGCCAUAGAAGAUAGAUCUCUUCACUGUUAAUAAUAUCAAAAUGUGCACCAUGUGUGAUUGUUUUCCCAGACCCCCAGUUAAUAUUAAUCUGUCAGCUUUUGUCUUAAGCUCCAUCUUAAAAAUCAGACAAAAAGUUGGUAAUGAAUUUAAGGACUCUGA